GAGCACUUUUUUUUUUUUUUUUUUGUCACCAAACUGAGCAUUUAUUUAUUUAUUUAUUUUUGUCACCAAACUGAGCUGAAGAAGGAAUUCAUAGGGCCUGGACUCCAUCUCAGGCCUGUCUGUGCCGAUCGUGCGUGGCCACCUCUCCAGUGGACUCUGAACUCUGUGCUUAGCGCCUGUGGGAACAACAAUGGAAGGAUAAGACCCCCCUCUGGGCAGGGGAAUGUUGAAGAAGAGAAAACAGACACUAAUCACCCCUGCCUCUGGACACUAUCUAUCAGAAUGUAAGCACAGGCUUAUCGGUUAUUAACUAUUUGGAAUGUAACUGCGGGCUUAUUGAUUAUUGACUGUUUGAACACAUAACACGUGAAUGAUGGGGUUAUUGUAAUUGUAUUUACCCUUCCUUUGUUUAUGUAAGUCUCAAGGGAAUUGGGGUAGUGGGUUUGGACGCGUGCACAUGGGGUAUAAAAGAUUUUCACAAAUGCUGGUCGGGGUCCUUGGCUAAGAGGAGACUCUGCCUUGGGCCCGCCAGUGUAAUAAACUGCACUCCACUAUCUGCAUUGUCCUUCUGAGAGAGUUUGCUUCCCGGAAAGCGUGGCUAUAACAUUUGGUGCAUUGGCCGGGAAACUCCUCACUUUGAGGAGACAGGUCUCACUUGAGGCCACCCCGAGGCUUUGUAGCUUGAACCUCCUAGUGGAGGGAAGGCGCCUCGCCCCUCUGGAAGGAUUCUGCUUCUCAACGCCCGGACCUUUCACGUCAGCAGGUAGUGGACGGCAGCAGGGGAACUGAGCGCUCAGGUGAGGAGGAACUCACCCAGUAGGGUGGAAGAGGGGGCCUGAUCACCCCUCUGGGAGGGACUAGAAGGAGCGGGGACCCACAGGAGCCUGGAAUAGGCAGGCGGCGAUUGCUUGGUACACAGGUCGACGAGCGUGCUAGGGUUUAGGAAGGAAAUUUGUGAAGGUCAUUUAGGAGGUGUGUCCACGCUGUCUCGGGGAAAAUUAUUACCAAGCUAUCACCAGGGAUUCUUAGGAUAGGAAACUGGUCCUUGUAUGCUCGUAUUCUGCCCUCCCCCAGGAGGUGUCCUCUCUGCUGUGAAAUUCUUGACCCCCUUGGAAUUGUUGGGCUAGAAGGAGGGGGAAACAGAAGUGAGUAUGAAUUGGCUUUUCUGGAGAUGGCCUGGGACAUGAGAUAUUUAACCCAUCUGUGUUUUCAUCCGCACCUGAUCAAGCCCACCAAGGCAGAAUGGACUUUAAGGGAGAAACAGUCUCGGACCAUGUGAUGUUCUGGUUCAGCUAUGCUGACUGGCAGGUGAAGACACGCUGAUCCCCCUUCUCCCUCUGGGAUCUGGCAGGUAAGGCUCUUCUCACCCCAGUUAAGGAGGCAAAAUGGCAAUUUAAGUGUCACUGAGUGGAAAUAUCAGAAGUACAUAGGGUACUGAGAACUUCGUAGACAGAACGAAAAGGAAAAGUAGAAGAAGGUCCGAGAAGGUAAGCAAGAUGGGGGAAAGUGAAUCUAAGGCAACUGUAUUGGAGUGCAUGAUUAAAAAUUUAAAGAAGGGAUUAGGAGGAGACUAUGGGGUGGAGAUGAAGCCUAACUGCCUCCACAGACUCUGUGAGGUCGAAUGGCCCCCUAUGGGAGCAGGAUGGCCACCAGAGAACACCGUGAACUUAAAAAUAGUGGAAGCAAUCUAUACAGUAGUCACAGGAGAGCCAGGACACAUGGAUCUAUAUCCAUCUAUUGACUCAUGGCUAGGGUUAGCUUGAGACCCUCCUACUUGGACAAGGUUCUGUAUCCAGAAGGGAAAGGGAAAAAUAUUAAUGGCACAAAAAUUGACUUAUGAUAAAAAAGGAAAUUCUACAGGAUUUGGACGGGGAUGACCUGACCCCUCCCCCAUGCUGGAUAAUGACACGCCUGCCUCCCAGUGCUUCACCAGGACCGGAGGCCGCCUUAAUGCCCGAUCCAGGGCCAGGUGAAGUUUCUGCAACAGCCACUGCUCCUCUGCCAGCUUUCCCGGAGUUCAUAGAGCCGCCGUUUGGGCAGGCUCCGAUCCCGGUGACAGAAGCCUCUGGCCAACACUUCCAGGAUCCGGCUCCACCCGAACCGCCCAAGCUAUACCCGCCUCUCCUGGUGAGUACUCACAAGACAGGGAGGGAGACGUUGGAAUUAAGCAGAGACCGCGCCCUGCCGGAGAGCUGGAGGGAACGAAAGAGAACAAACAAGAGCCUUACAGUGCAAGUUGCUGCUCUGGGAAAGUCUAUCUCGGGCCCUCCAGAAAACCUCAUCUGCCCCAGGGACAGGACAGUCCUUCAGCCGGUCCAAAGGGAGGCCCUGGGCCCAUUACAGCCAAACCAGUGUGCCCGGUGCCGAGCUUUUGGCCACUGGAAGAAGAAGAAGCUCCCGCAGUUGUGGGGCUUGCUGACCUGGAAAUUAACUAGGGCUGCCAGGGCUCAGAGAUAUCAGGUCCCUGAGAGCCCAUGGUAACCGUAAAAGUGGGGGACCAAAACACUGACUUCGUGGUGGAUACAGGAGAACUGUCGGUAGUAACAAAACCUGUGGCACCUCUGUCCACAAGACUACCGCUGUAACUGGGGUAUCGGGAGAAGAGAUGAUUAAAUCAUUUUGCCAGCCCAGAAAAUGUCAGAUUGGGGGGUGGGGGGGCACCAAGUGAUUCAUGAACUUCUCUGCAUUCGUGAGUGCCCAGUACCCCUGUUGGGAAGAGACUUGCUCUCCAAACUAGGAGCACAAGUGACUUUCUCCCCUGAGGAGAGACCCACCUUCUGGACGGACUCUAUGACUUAUUUGCCCUCUCUCUCAAUACCAACCCAAGAUGAGUGGAGGUUGCAUGAGCCUCUGAAGGCAGAACCGGGUGGGCCAGAAGAACAUGAGGCAGCUAACUCAAUUAUUCCCUGAGGUCUGGGUGGAAGACAACCCCCUCUCCCCCCCCCCCCCAGGCUGGCUAAACAUCAUGCCCCAGUGAUAAUAGAACUCAAACCAGGCACCAUCCCGGUUAGAGGGCGCCAGUACCCGCUAUGGAUGGAGGCCUGAACCGGCAUAUUGCCCCACAUCAAUAGAUUGAAACAAGCAGGCAUUCUGGUAGAGUGCCAGUCGGCUUGGAAUACGCCAAUCCUGCCAGUCAACAGGGAAGGAGGACAGGACUAUAGGCCUGUACAAGAUCUCAGGCUAGUCAACCAGGCUACUGUGACUUUACAUCCCACUGUUCCAAACCCCUAUACCUUACUUAGCCUCCUCCCACCGAGGACUAAAGUUUACACUUGCCUAGAUCUCAAGGAUGCCUUCUUCUGCAUACGCCUCGCCCCAGCGUCACAGCCCAUCUUUGCCUUUGAAUGGGAAGAUCCAGUGGGGAGCACCAAACAACAGCUCAUCUGGACUCCCCCACAAGGGUUUAAAAACUUCCCAGCCAUCUUUGGAGAAGCCUUGGCUUCUGAUCAGGACUCAUUCCAUCCGGAAGAGUAUGGAUGUCAGCUCCUACAAUAGGGGGAUGACCUGCUGCUGGCUGCCUGAGACCAAGGAAAAAUGCUGGAAAGGGACAAAUGCACUGCUCCAGCUGUUGAUGGAAGGUUACCGGGUGUCGAAGAAGAAGGCACAGAUCUACAAAGAGGAGGUAAGGUAUCUGGGGUUUGUUUUAAAGAAGGACUCAGGGUUCCAGACCCUAAUUGGGUCCUAUAUACUGAUGGCACUCGCCUGAUAAAACAGGGACAACAGUGUGAGGGGGCCGCUCUAUGCAGAAACAGCCCAGGCAGGUGGUUGAGAGUCACCUGCAGAUCGGUCAUGAGUGGUCUGACCAACAUCAUCUUGAUUGUUUUCGGGACAGUGAACCUAGGUAUAGUACAUGUCCCCGGUCACCAGAUAGGAGAAGACCCUAAGGCGCGGGGCAAUCGUGCUGCUGAUGCGGCCGCUCAAGAAGCAGCUAGCCGGGACUAUGCUGCCCUCAUAUUAGCCGUGGGACUUCCACCUCCUUGUAUGGGGACCUUGCCACCAGUUCCCGAGUAUUCCCUCCCUGAUCUCGCCUGGAUCAACAAGGAUACCACCCUCCAGAAAGAUGACCAAGAUGGAUGGUACCGAGACCAAAUCAACAACCUGAUCUUGCCUGCCACCCUGGGUCGUCACCUGUGUGAACACCUGCACACAACUACACACUUGGGAGAAAAAAAGACCCUAACACUUCUCCAGACGGCCUGCCUGAGUUUCCCUCGACAAAAUGCCACUGUACGAGAGAUAAUUCAAGCCUGCGAAGCGUGCCAGCUGAUGAGGGCAGAGAAGAAGCAGCACUCGGGAACGAGAUACCGAGGGGAAAAGCCAGGGCAACAUUGGGAGAUAGAUUUCACUGAGGUCGACAGGAUUGGACCCUGGGUUCACUGCAAUCACGUGCGGCAAGCCACAUCGGAAGAACAGGAAAAAGCGCGAGCAGAAUGGAAGGCGAGUCCUCACCCGUCAAAUCCUUUGAAACUGAAACUCGUCUGCAGGGAGGCCUCCUAAUUCUCCUGCUGAUGGCAGCCCUCAUCGACCCAGGAGCGACCAGUCAUAACCCCCAUCAACCUGCUAAGAUCACAUGGAAACUCAACGACGGGCAAACUCAUGAGCUGCUCAAUGAGACCUCAGGAAUCCACCCUCCAAACACCUGGUGGCCAGACCUGAACUUCGACCUCUCAAGCCUCUUCGCAAAGCAGGACGGUCUCUAUGAUAAGUACUAUAGGGAUGGGAUAAAAAACCAUAGGUUGGGGUUUGGGGCUUGCCCGGGCUAUGUAAGAAAUAACUGGAAAACCUGUGGUGGCAUAGAAAGCUAUUAUUGCAGGAGCUGGAGUUGUGUGACCUCUUGUGAUGGACCCCAGAGGUGGGAUGUCGGAAACAGAGAUCUAGUUAGCUUCACCUUCAAGGACCGUAGACACCAGGGGCCUCAGGUACGAGUACAAUUUAACCAGGAACGGGCGAAGAAAGAAAACCGCUGGACCUCAGGACUGACUUGGGGUUUUCAGCUUCACGUAAAUUGGCCCGGCCCCUACCCAGGCGAGCUUUUAAUCAUUAAACAGGUUAUUGAGCCGGUGCAGGUACAUAGUUUAGGUCCCAAUCUGGUCAAAGCAUUACAGGGGCAUAAGGCGACCCCCAAGCCAACCACCUUCAGACCAAGCUUGCCGGGAACAUUUAACAUCUCCUCUACCCCGAGCCUCAGAGGCAAACUGACAGAAACCCCUGGCCCUCUGGCUGUUACCAUUAGCUCAGCAAUUCAGGACCCCCUAUGGGCCUUAGUGAAUGCAGCCUUUACGGUCUUAAACCAUACCAACCCUAAUGCGACCCAGUCCUGUUGGCUUUGUUAUAAUCUUCACCCACCCUUCUAUGAGGCCAUAGGCCUCAAUGUCUCUUACCACUUAUCUUCAGGCCAGAACCCACCCCCAUGCCGAUGGGAAGAACGCAAGGUUGGCCUCACAAUGAAUGAAGUCUGGGGACAGGGACUCUGUUUGGGCACAGUGCCACGUGAUAAAACUUCCCUCUGUGCCCGGACUAUUAGUAACCUACGCUUACACGGCAAACAUUGGAUUGUGCCAGAGGUUGGGGGUUGGUGGAUUUGUUCACAUACUGGGCUAACCCCAUGUUUACAUUGUGAAGAUUUUUAACCAGAGUCAAGAAUUCUGUGUCCUGGUUGCUGUAAUGCCAAAAAUCUUAUACCACUCUGAAGAGGUUAUGUACUCACAUUGGGACCGGGAAUUGCUAAGACAAAAGAGAGAGCCAAUCAGUGCGAUCACCAUGGCAGCCGUGUUCAGUCUUGGGCUGGCAGAAGCAGGGAGAGGAAUAGCUUCACUAUCUCUGCAAGGCCAAGGGUUUUCCUCCCUACGAGCCGCCAUAGAUGAAGAUAUAACUCGCAUAGAAGAAUCAAUCAGCCACUUAGAGAAGUCUCUGACUUCCUUGUCUGAGGUGGUCUUGCAGAAUAGGAGAGGAUUAGACUUGAUUUUUCUCCAACACGGUGGGGUCUGCGCGGCUCUGGGAGAAGAAUGUUGUUUCUAUGCAUACCAUACAGGAGUGGUAAGAGAAUCUAUGGCAAAAGUAAGAGAAGGGCUGGCGCAACGAAAGAGGGAACGGGAGGCCCAACAGGGAUGGUUUGAGUCUUGGUUUCAACGCUCCCCCUGGCUGACCACCUUAGUUUCCACCCUCCUGGGCCCGCUUAUAGUGCUAUUAUUAACAAUUACAUUUGGCCCUUGUAUUUUAAACCGGCUAAUGUCAUUUAUUAAAGAACGUCUAAAUACCAUUCAGAUUAUGGUAUUGAGGCAGCAAUAUCAGAUGGUAGCCCAGGAUGAAGAGAAAGAUUCCUCUACAGGAACAACAAGACAGGGGGGAAUGUGAGGCUGCCAGGGUUAAUACCGUGACGGGCGGCCUGGACCUAAGUGUUAGCUUCCCCCGAAAUGGUAAGAUUCCCUACCCCCAUCAGGUAACCUGGAGCCAGCCAAUCAAUAUGCGCCCAGUAAGAACAAAGGGAGAGCUGAAAAGCCCGUGAACGCCCAGGUUUGAAAAAAGCCCGCGAAAGUCUGUACCAAUAGAAUUGUCUUGCAUACAUGUAACCAAUCCGCUUAAGCCAGCUACUAACCGCUUUUGCAUAUGUUAUAAAUUUGUGUAACAAGCUUGAGCUCGGCGCUUUCUGACCCUGCACCACUGUGAUGUUUGUGGCAGAAAGCCCUGGCUCGAGACAGUAAUAAACUUCCCUUUUUUGCGA
Molecule: messenger RNA, 6721 nt
Organism: Dama dama (fallow deer)
Lineage: Eukaryota; Metazoa; Chordata; Mammalia; Artiodactyla; Cervidae
Exons: 2
Coding region: 3535-4497 (320 amino acids)
Molecular function (GO): nucleic acid binding
Source: RefSeq, a predicted model, not a curated record